Acanthochromis polyacanthus (spiny chromis) is the source of this 7105-nucleotide messenger RNA. It is a transcript of the gene ddhd1b, whose product is annotated as DDHD domain containing 1b. Gene Ontology annotation, molecular function: metal ion binding; glycerophospholipase activity. Gene Ontology annotation, cellular component: cytoplasm. The coding region runs from base 319 to 2916 and encodes 865 amino acids. Lineage: Eukaryota; Metazoa; Chordata; Actinopteri; Pomacentridae. The transcript is spliced from 13 exons. The record is from RefSeq and is a predicted model, not a curated record.
UCAUAUUUGACUUGACAUCAUAAAGCAACUGAGACUAUCAUCCUGGUUUAUUCAUAAAAAAAUUCCGGCAUUUAUCACGAAAGCUGGGAAUGCAAAAGAGAGUAAGUGCAUUCAGCAAAGCAGGAAGUGUAUAUGUUUUGUAUGUAGUUUUGUAGCUAUAAUGUUAAUAAAUUCUGUUGGAAGGUCAGAACAUUUCGGCAGACAGAUGUUACCAGCUGGGAAGGAAGACGCCGUUAAUCUGGUAUUAUCGCCUAGGAUAUCGCUGUGAUUUUUAUUAGACUUUUUUAUGUAUAGCCCCAAAUAAUUUGCGGCCACAUCAUGAGCAAUAUGAAGGACAAACCGACUAUUCGUCAACAGAGCUCGGAAAAUAACUCUGUCAGCAGUAGUGAAUGGGAUAUGGCAAAUGAUGUGUUUGUGUCUAGCUACGAUGACAAUCCGAUGGGAGACAGUGUUGAUGCGGUGAACAGGGACCCAGUGCAGCACGGCUUGGACAGACAUCUGCCUCUGUUAAGGGGGGACUCUCAUUUGUCCCAGGAUGGCAUGAUGUUGGGCCUGGCUGGGGAGGAAUAUUCUGGCUCAUCCUAUCUGGACAUUGUUCCAAACUACACCGAAAGCGAUGGAAAUGUCACAACCAAGAAGCGCAUACGGUCCAAUAGCUCCAGGCACCGCGGUGAUAUCGUUACGGAGCUGGGACCAGAGGAGGUCCGGUGGUUUUACAAAGAGGAUAAGCGGACAUGGAAGCCAUUCGUCGGACACGACUCUUUAAAAAUCGAGACUGUCUAUCGCAGAUUCUGCGAACAGAAUCCUCAUGGGAUCAAACGCCCCGCCGAUCCAGCUGAGGCCGACGGACAAGAGACGGUCAGGUCCGGCGAGGUCCAGUCCGAAAGCUUGGCCGUUGACACAGGAACUGUCCGGGCCGAGCCGGCGGUACAGAGGGACGGGGGGCUGCGGCGCUCAUUGUCAGAAGGGAUUAAAAACUCGGAUAUCAAUGUCAGCGUGGAGGCAGUGUGUGUCAGAGGAGGGCUGUAUGAAGUGGAUGUCAGGGAGAAGGAGUGCUACCCUGUUUACUGGAACCAACAAGACCGUAUUCCUGUCAUGAGGGGUCAGUGGUUCAUUGAUGGAACGUGGCUUCCCUUGGAGGAAGAUGAAAGUGACCAAAUAGAGCUUGAGCACCUGGCCUGUUUCCGGGGGCAACAGAUGAGGGAUACCUACGAGAUAGAGGCGAUGAUCACAACAGUAGACUGCAAGGAUGCCAUCCACAGUCUGAAGCUGAGUAGGAGUCAUGUGGACUGGCACAAUGUGGACGAGGUGUACCUAUAUAGUGACGCCACCACCUCCAAGAUCGCACGUACUGUGACUCAGAAACUGGGCUUCUCAAAAGCCUCCAGCAGUGGGACACGCCUCCAUCGGGGAUAUGUUGAGGAGGCCGCACCUGAAGAUACUCCACCUGAAACCACACAUAUUGUCUUUGUGGUGCAUGGCAUCGGCCAGAAGAUGGACCAGGGUCGCAUCAUCAGGAAUACCAGCAUGAUGAGAGAUGCUGCCAGAAAGAUGGAAGAGAAGCACUUCUCUGAUCGGACAACAGAGCAUGUAGAGUUUCUUCCAGUGGAGUGGAGGUCUAAACUGUGUCUGGAUGGAGACACAGUGGACUCCAUCACUCCAGACAAAGUGCGUGGUCUCAGAGAUAUGCUGAACAGCAGUGCCAUGGACAUCAUGUACUAUACAAGUCCUCUGUACAGAGAUGAGAUUACUAGGGGUUUAACACUGGAGCUGAAUCGACUGUACUCACUCUUCUGCUCGCGAAAUCCAGACUUUGAGAAAAGUGGGAAGGUGUCCAUAGUGUCGCACUCGCUGGGCUGUGUCAUCACCUUUGAUAUCAUGACAGGCUGGGACCCCGUGCGUUUUCAUCAUCAAGAAGCGCCAGACCCAGAGAAGACAAAGGUCCGCUGGCCAAGUGAUGAGGAGCGCCACCUUCAGGAGCAGCUGAGGCUCACUCACCUCAGGUUGAGGGACUUGGAGGAUCAGUUCCAGGGUCUGCAGACCUCAUCUUGUGUUGCAGUGCCAGCCUUGAAAUUUAAGGUAGAAAAUUUCUUCUGCAUGGGCUCUCCUCUGGCUGUGUUCUUGGCAUUGCGAGGAAUUCGGCCUGGAAACAACGGUAUACAGGACCACAUCCUACCCACGCCAAUCUGCAAACGCCUCUUCAACAUAUUCCAUCCCACAGACCCCGUGGCAUACAGAUUGGAACCUCUUAUCUUAAAGCAUUACAGUAACAUUGCACCUGUUCAAAUCCACUGGUACAACACCACCAGCCCAACACCCUAUGACCUGAUACGGCCCACUCUGCUCAAUCCUCCGAAGGAGACCGCGUCUGUCUCAGACUCCGAGAGCAUCCCUAGCCCCUGCACAUCCCCACCCCAGGCCCGGCGGCACUAUGGGGAGUCCAUCACCAGCUUGGGCAAGGCCAGCAUCAUGGGUGCUGCGAGCCUCGGAAAAGGAAUCGGCGGAAUCUUGUUUUCCCGCUUUUCCCGUUCCAGUGGCCAAGUGGGCGGAGUGGAGGAGGAUCCAUCAGAUUCAGAGGGUGGAGGCUCUGAAGUGGAAAAUGUAGCAUCAGCAGAGGAAGGAGUGACAGUGACAGAGGGCGAAGAAAAGGACAAACAAAUAGAGGAGGAGCAGAGGGAAGUGGAGCCUGCCAUGUCCCAGUCCACCUCAGCUGUGAUGGACAGCACCUCCUUGGAGCUGGAGAGACGCAUCGACUUUGAGUUGCGGGAAGGCUUGGUGGAAAGUCGCUAUUGGUCAGCAGUGACCUCGCACACAGCAUAUUGGUGCUCUUAUGAUGUGGCUCUGUUUCUCCUCACCUUUAUGUAUAGACCACAAGAGCCAGCUGAAUCUGCAGAAGACAACCCAGACACCUCAUAACAUCAGUGCAGGGUUAUUAUGGAGUCGUCCUUCCUGGGUUCAAAUUCGCUUUCUGUUCACACCUUUUGAAACUGAAAGUGCAACUAAUGGUGAAUGAAAUUAAAUUACCUCAUUUUUCACUCUCUAAUUUCCUCAAAUAAUUUUGUGCAUCACACAAUUUUAAAAAUAUGAAAUCUAAAUAAUGGGUGAUUGAAUACAUGAUCAAAUAUUCACAUUGGAAAUAUGAUUCAUAAUUUAAAUUAUGGUUACUUUCUUGAUUGGUCAGUUUCUUCUCGUGGAUUCAUAUCAAUUUUUCAAUGUUGCAGGUUAACUUAUUAUGAAAGUAACUUAAGAAAUUAUGGUCCCGAUGAUAUCGAGUGACACUACUUGUUUUUUUUUAUUUUAUUAGCUGUUGACUUCCCCAGAGUUAGACUUAAACUUUGCAUCUCUGCUUGUGGCCUUGAGGCUAUGUUGUUGCAAAUUUUACAACACAAAAGUCUUGCACAAAAAUAUUGGUUAGUGAAGUUUCAUAUAAAUUUUGUCUGUAACACAUUUUCAUGUAUGAAUUUGCAUCAUGUACCCACACAUUUCAAGAUUUCGAUUUGAUUGGAAAUAAUUAAAUUAGAAUCGGUAGUCUUAUUUCCAUAUGUUGCUAUCAGAACAGAAAUGCUGCAAUUGAGUGAAGUGAAAAUGAAUUGAACCAGCAGAGACACAAGAACACACAAAUUGCGUACUUAGUUUGCAUGCCAUCUCACUUCAUCCUGGGUUACACACUGUAACAUCCAUGUGAUUUUUCCUCCAGACUGUGUACAGAGUCUUCCGUCAGCGAGGUGUUUACUCUUAAAACUUGCCACUGUGCUCUGGACUUCUCUCAGCAGUUGUCAAAGCCCUCCACUAUGUUUGGCUGUAUUAAUGAUGUUGUGCUUAUGGUUACUUGUUUGACCACAAAGCUCUGUAGGCCAGUGACUGUCAAUGUGCUACUGAAACAGUAGCACAGAGAAAAGCCUACUGGUUUUUGUGAGUCUAACCAUAUGCUUGCUAACAUGUUAAUAAUUGCUCAUAAUAAUUUCUUGUAAUCGUAUUGCAUCCUAUUCUAGAGAAGACUAAAAGGAAUUCUUUUUGCUAUACAGUGCAUUAGGCAGACGCUGAACCUCACAACUUGAAUACUUAGAAGUAAUGAGAAACAGUGAAUAUCUUGCCUUACCCUAACACUGUGUCUACAUAGGAGAUCAAGUGUAAGCAGCACGCUAGUAGACAGAAAAGUAGUGAAGGUGCUCAAUUCAUGUAAAAACAGUAUGUGCUUAGACAGUAUUGACAACUGGAGAAGACAGGAGCUUGAUUUGUAUAGCUAAAUUCCAUGAGAAUUUGCUACAAGACCAAUGUAGCAUUCCUACUGAACCAGGAGUCACCUGAAGUUGAGUUAUGUUGUGGCCAGUAUGGACAGGAAAGAUGAUUGCACGCAAAAAAUCUAUCCUUUAAUUUUUUUAAAAAAUCACUGGGAGCCUGAAAACUCUACCUUUAUAUCAAUCUACAUUUUAUUUUCAUGUUUACAUGGACUGAACUGCUGUGUCUAUCAGGAAUGAAAAGCAUUAUUCGCGGCCAAAUGUUUGGCUAGUUAUUCUUGUAGCUGUUACAGUUCUUACUCAGUGCGAGAGACAGCAUGAUAUUGACUGUAAUCUCUAUUCAAUAUUACAUGAAAAAUUGCACUUGAUUUAAUAUUUUAGUGUCUGUUGUACAAGAACUUAGCAAAUUGUCAGUCACAAAAGAUUGGUUCAGUCAAAAGUCAAAUUGAGUGACCCAGGUUGGAUAUCCACAGACAAAAGGUUAUAUCAGAGAAUAUGUUUUCCAUAAUGGUGGUAGAGCAGGUUGUCCAAUAAUUGCAAGGUUGGUGAUUCGAUCACUGCCCAUCUGCAUGCUAGAGUGUCUUUGGAUUAGGCACUGACCUGGAAGUUGCUACCAAUGGCGAGCAAGCACUUUGCAUGGCAUCUUUGCCACUUUUUGUGUGUGAAUGGAUAAAUGAAAAACACAUUGUAAAGCGCAUUGAGUACCAUGAACGUAAAAAUAUAUCAAUGAAGACAAUUCACACAUAUUUCUUCAAGUUUGCACAUUUAAUUUUUUUAAGGAAUUGAAGUUGCACUUCAGCCCAGGCCAAGCAUGAUAUAGCUAUGUGCAAUGAACAUUUGGACUUGGAUAAUGAAAAUAUGGAGACACGAGCAUGCAGAUUACCAUUCAGGACCUACUAACUCUACAAGGUGUCCAUUGUAAUCAAAUAACAAACUGAGAUACAUUUGACCGUGCCAUACCGAACACUUUUUUCUUUUUACAUUUUUGUUCAUUGUUUUGUUGUGAUACAUGUUUGCAUUAUUGUUUAUCUGUAAGAAUUUCCUGUACCUGACGUACACCGAUCAGGCAUAACAUUGUGACCACUGACAGGUGACGUGAAUAACACUGAUUAUCUCUUCAUCAUGGCACCUGUUAAUGGGUGGGCAUAUUAGGCAGCAAGUGAGCAUUUGUCCUCAUACUUGAUGUGUUCGAAGCAGGAAAAAUUACCCGGGGAACACAUGGCACCAGGAUGCACUAUGGGAAGAAGGGAAACCAUCAGAGGCAGUGCGAUGUUUUGGGCAAUGUUCUGCUGGGAAACCUUGGAUCCUUUAUCACGUACCACCUAACUAAGCAUUGCUGCGGAUCAUGUACACCUUUUCAUGGAAACGGUAUUCCCUAAUGGCUGUGACCUCUUUCAGCAGGAUACUGUGCCAUGCCACUAAGCAAAAGUGGUUCAGCAAUGGUUUGUGGAGCACAACAAAUUUGAGGUAUUGACUUGGCCUCCAAAUUCCCCAGAUCUCAGUCCAAUCAAGCAGCUGUGGGAUGUGCUGGACAAACAAGUCCGAUCCAUGGAGACCACACCUCGCAACUUACAGGACUUGAAGGAUCUAAUACGAUACGCCAGAUACCACAGCACACCUUCGGGGUCUAGUGGAGUCCAUACCUCGACGGGUCAGGGCUGGGCUGUUUUGGUAGCAAAUGGGGGACCAACACAAUGUUAGGCAGGUGGUCAUAAUAUUAUGUAAUACAUAAUUACUCCUGCAGGUGUAGAUGUGUUUUGUACCUACAAACCUUUCAAAGAAGAGAUGAGGAGAAAUUGUGUUGAUGAAUUUAUGACUCUUGAAGAGCUCUGCCUCCUAAAAUAGUUUGAAAAAAUACAGUUCAACAUAACUAAUCAUAAUAAGCUUCAACUGAAGCUUAUUAAACUACAAAAACAUCUUGCUGUCAACUAUUUCCAUAUGCAGUAGCACUGCUAUCUUAGGGGAUGUUCACUGUCUGGUAUUCAAGUUUUUUUUUUUUUUUUUUUUACAAAAACACUGAUAUUUAAAUUAUAAUUUUGUCGCUAGCAAUUGUCUCAUUUGAAUAUUUUAAUGUGAUAAUUCCUCCUCUGCUCCAAUUUCAUCAUACAAUGCCAACAGCUUACCAACAAAAUUUUGUUUCUUAUGCAUAUCUGACCUUGUUUGUGAUGUUCAUGUCUUUCUAGUAAAAAUUAUAAGAGCGAAUGAACAUAUCCUUCCGGCUGAGCAACUUACCAUUAUAUGUGCCAUACCUAAGAACACAAGUAUAUGCUCGAUAGAAUUGUUGUUAGCAAGCCAGACAUAUAUGUAACAUAUGUGAUGUUGUGAAGGUUUGUCUUUCUCCUUGAUGUGUCCAGAGCAUAUUUUUCUUUUUCUACUACACUGAAAAUGAAAUUGAAACAUUCUAUAUAUCGGCAUUCAGGGAAAAGAGGUGUCCAUAACACAUUCAGGAAAAAACAAAGUCUUUUGCAACCUCAUUGCUAAUGAACAUUGAAUUUCCAUUCGGGGAUUAAUGAAGUUAUUGUGUUGUACAUUUCUUCAUGAACCAAAUUAAUUAAUGACUGGGAUUGGACAUGACAGUAUACUGUUUACAUUUUGAAAAGUGCCAUUUUUUCAGUCAUACCUUUUUGUUAAAUUAGGUAUUUAAAUUUUGAGGCUGGUCAAAUUCUUUGGGGACUUCUUUGCAUCUACUUUCUUAAUUGAUUGAAAGUAAAAUGUGAUGAGUCUGACUUUGCACAUGAGGACACUGUCCUUUUGUUUUCAUGCUUACUCUUUCUACCUUCACUGUACUUUACCUUCUAGAGUGAUUUGGUUCUUUACCUUGAUAGAUCUUUGGUUUUUCAUUAAAAUAAAGAGAGGCUACACCGCCA